CACAGUAUCAGUGAAAUUUACUGGGGCAGUAAAAGAAUUUUCUCACUAUAAAUCUUGGCAAUUCAUCCCUGGAUGAUCAAGGACACGGCUUUUCUUUAAGCUCUGCCGGCAAGUUCAGAUCUCCUGUGAUUUCCGUGAAUCAUAAUCAGAGGUUCCAAGUUGCUUUUUUACUUUUUUCAGUCUGUGCAGGAAGUCUGAGCUAAAAUAGGUGGAGAGAUGGGAUUAUAAUUGCCAUGGUGAGUCUGAGUUCCUGCUGCCUGCUUUGGGUGUGGAGAGAUUUUGUUGGUGUUGGUGCGGCUGUACCUGGCCUGGGAAGGAGAAUCCUGUCUUCGAAGCGUGUUGCCAGGAGUGCUGAUGUGCCAGAGCCGCGGCCAUGCUGCAGCAGAUCCUGGCAGACAUGUACAUCGAUCCUGAGCUGCUGGCAGAGCUCAGCGAGGAGCAGAAACAGAUCCUCUUCCUCAAGAUGAGGCAGGAGCAGGUCAGACGGUGGAAGGAGAGAGAAGCUGCCACAGACAAGAACUCAGCGAAGAGAGUGACCCAGCGGAAAGCGCUCGGGAAGUCGGUGAAGUGGAAGCUCGGCACGGACAGCGAAGUCUGGGUCUGGGUCAUGGGCGAGCACACGUCGGAUAAGCCUUAUGAUGUGAUCUGCGAGGAAAUCCAGGCACGGAGGGCUCAACAGGAAGCGGGGGAAGCCAGGGGAAGUCAAACAUUCCUAGAACCGGCUGUACCAUGCUCCCUGCGUUCUCAGCCAGGAGCCCUGGGUGGGGCAGAUGCCAAAAGGAAGUUGGAAAAAAACGGAGAGAGGGAGAAGGAAGAUGUGAUAACAGCUGAUAAAGAGGAGAGAAGCUGGGAUCAUGCUCAGGCUGCUCCCAGUAAAGGCAGAGACGUGCAUCAGAUGUUGGCAGAUUCCAAGGCUCAGACGAGGAAGUACGACGUUCAGCAGGCGAAGGAUCUAGCAAGGAGGAGGCCAGGAGGGAUGAGAGCAUCUGCAGAGAGGGAGCUGCAAACUAACAACGACCGGAAGGAGGCCCAGGAGUCAGGGCAGAAAUCAGACAAGGACGAUCCCGAGUGGCAGGAAUCCUUGAGGAAAUCCAAAGCCGCUGAUGAGAGGAGACGCUCCAUUGCAAAGCAGGCCAGGGACGACUACAACAGGCUGUCGCUGCAAGGGAUCCGCAAAGGGAAGGUAGCCGAAGUUUCCAAGAAUUUUGGGAGCAAGGAGCGCAGCUUGCCCCCCCGUCCUUCCCUUCCACCCAAGCCUAAAACCCUAAACUCUGGGGUAGCCAAUGGGAGGCCCAACAGGAAUCUGGGCGUGCAGAGGACCCUCUCCACUUCCACCCAGGAGAGCAUCAUCAGGUGGUUUAAAGAAGAGCAGAUUCCUCUUCGGGCGGGUUAUGAGAAAUCCACGGACAGGAUAGCACCCUGGUUCCAUGGUAUCGUAACCCUGAGGCAAGCAGAGGAGCUCCUGAGCAAAUCGGUGCCCGGGAGCUUUCUGGUCCGGGUCAGUGAGAAGAUCAAAGGCUACGCACUCUGCCAUCUGUCCCCGGAGGGCUGUAAGCACUUUCUAAUAGAUGCCUCCAGCAACUCCUACAGCUUCCUGGGAGUGGACCAGCUGCAGCAUUCGACACUGGCCGACCUUGUCAACUACCACAAGGAGGAGCCCAUCACUUCUUUGGGGAAGGAGCUGCUGCUUUACCCAUGUGGCCAACAGGGACCGGAACCUGACUACCUUGAUCUCUUUGAGUGAAAGCCUCCGUUCCCACCUUGUGACACACACCCGUGCCUUCCCCUGAAUGAACAGAUGAACGGUUGUCCGAGAGACAGACCCCCUAACGCCCAGCCAGCACCGAUCAAGUGAAAUCCUCCGCACAAGUGUCCGGAUUUGAAAACGUUUAGCAGCAAAGCAGUGAAAAGGCGAUUACUACAGGGUGCUGCUCUCUGUUAG
Molecule: messenger RNA, 1942 nt
Organism: Terrapene triunguis (Three-toed box turtle)
Lineage: Eukaryota; Metazoa; Chordata; Testudines; Emydidae
Gene: SH2D4A
Product: SH2 domain containing 4A
Exons: 9
Coding region: 374-1744 (456 amino acids)
Cellular component (GO): cytoplasm
Molecular function (GO): phosphatase binding
Source: RefSeq, a predicted model, not a curated record